AUGGGGAAUUAUGCAGGAAACGUGGGGCGGCGCAUCAUCCAAUUGGUUAUAUCCUGCAUGUUCUUGUGGCCAUCAUCUUUACUUGUACAAGGAACGUUUGAUCGUCAGACAUUGGAUUCAUUUGUUGGGCAGCAUGCACUUAAGAACGCAUCUAAUAGGCGCACAGGUAGAUUGUAUGAUGUUGUUCUUCCGGCUAACUUUUCUGGCAUGGAAGCUUCUGUUGUUCGGUUUAGAACUGGUAGUCUUUGGAAAAGAGGGGCUAACUUUAGCCUCUUCCGUAUUCCUCCCAAUAUAUUGCCGGUUCCCUUCACGAGGAGAAUGCAUAUAGUGUUUCCCAAUCUUGGAAACUGGUCGUCUUCCUACUACAGCGUCUCCAACCACACUCUUGUUGCUCCCGUGGUAGGCUUGCUAGGCUACGAUGCAGACAUGGCUAAUUCAUCAAGUCUGAGAAGGAUAGAGGAUUUUAGAUUAAGGAAGGAUCCGAUUCUAGUCCAUUUCCCCAAUAAUAUAUCUUUGCCGAACAUGAAAUGUGUUCGUUUUGGGAUAAAUGGCGGUACAAUAGAAUUCAGCAAUGUGACGGUGGAUGGGUUGUGUGUUGCGCGGGGACAAGGGCAUUUCACCCUUGUGAUUCCAACUCCGGAGGAGGAGAAAGCUUGGAAAUGGUGGGCGGUAGGAUUUGGGGUUGGAGUAAUGGGAUUGAUUUUUGUGGGGAUUAUGAUGUAUAGAGUAGUGAAGCAGAAAAGAGUUGGGAGAAUGGAGAAACAGAGUGAAAAGAGUGAGGCUUUAGAUACGAUGUGGAUAGGGAGGAGUAGAAUGCCUUAUGCAACAAGAAUCAGAACUGAACCAGUUCUUGAAGAUAGCUACGUCCCUUAAUUAGCUAGCUUGAAAAUCAAUUAUGUUAGUUUUCUCAUAUUCAAUUCAUUUAGAUUUGGGUGGUUUUUUUUUCUUCACAU
This is a messenger RNA of Ipomoea triloba (trilobed morning glory), 953 nucleotides long. RefSeq lists its product as uncharacterized. Bases 1 to 873 code for a protein of 290 amino acids. The record is from RefSeq and is a predicted model, not a curated record. Lineage: Eukaryota; Viridiplantae; Streptophyta; Magnoliopsida; Solanales; Convolvulaceae. Gene Ontology annotation, cellular component: membrane. The transcript has a single exon.